This is a messenger RNA of Nannospalax galili (Upper Galilee mountains blind mole rat), 6321 nucleotides long. RefSeq names its product zinc finger and BTB domain containing 38 (gene Zbtb38). Gene Ontology annotation, cellular component: nucleus. Gene Ontology annotation, biological process: regulation of transcription by RNA polymerase II. The record is from RefSeq and is a predicted model, not a curated record. Bases 254 to 3841 code for a protein of 1195 amino acids. Gene Ontology annotation, molecular function: protein binding; RNA polymerase II cis-regulatory region sequence-specific DNA binding; DNA-binding transcription factor activity, RNA polymerase II-specific. Lineage: Eukaryota; Metazoa; Chordata; Mammalia; Rodentia; Spalacidae. The transcript is spliced from 2 exons.
UCUGUUUUGUAAUCUGUUUUCAAGAUCUGGUGCUUGUGUUUCUAACACCCCAUCACGUGAGCUCUGACGUAGACCUCACCAUGACUAUGAGCAAAUCUACUGCAAGGAUGUCUGUGGGAUGGCGGAGCCAGCUCCCUGCAGCAAACCGUCCUUUGUCAGAAAAUUUCCGCAGGGCCUCACAUAGUGGAUUCUGCAUCCAUAGGUCUGCGCUGGCCCGAUAUGGAAUGUGAAUUUGACUUUUGCAGGAUUCCAGAUGACAGUCAUGUCCCUUUCCAGGGACCUCAAGGACGACUUUCACAGUGACACAGUGCUCUCCAUCUUAAAUGAGCAGCGCAUUCGGGGCAUUUUAUGUGAUGUCACUAUCAUUGUAGAAGACACCAAAUUUAAAGCUCACAGCAAUGUCCUGGCUGCUUCGAGCCUUUAUUUCAAAAAUAUCUUUUGGAGCCAUACCAUCUGUAUCUCCAGUCAUGUCCUGCAGCUGGAUGAUCUCAAAGCCGAAGUGUUUACAGAGAUACUUAAUUAUAUCUACAGCUCCACUGUGGUGGUCAAGAGGCAAGAAACGGUCACUGAUCUUGCAGCUGCGGGAAAGAAGCUGGGAAUAUCAUUCUUGGAAGACCUUAGUGACCGCAACUUCUCAAAUUCCCCAGGUCCCUACGUAUUCUGCAUUACUGAAAAGGGCGUGGUCAAAGAAGAAAAAAAUGAAAGAAGGCACGAAGAGCCAGCCAUUACCAGUGGGCCACGGAUCACAAAUGCAUUUUCCAUCAUUGAGACAGAAAAUAGUAAUAACAUGUUUUCUCCACUGGACCUGAGGGCAAGCUUCAAAAAAGUGUCAGAUUCCAUGAAAACAGCCAACCUUUGCCUGGAGAGGACCAACGUGUGCCACGAGGCGGAGCCUGUUCGCACGCUGGCGGAGCACUCGUAUGCCGUUUCUUCCAUCACCGAGACCUACAGGAGUCAGCCUGUGCAGGAACAGGAGAGCAGUUCACCUGGGAAAACAGGCAAAGAAAAAGGUGAAGCCCUUGCCACAAAAGCAAAAGCCUGCCGAAAGCCAAAGACACUCUCCACACCCCAGGAUUCGAAUUCAGCCACAGAAAAUACUCCUCUCCCUCCAGCAUCUAGCCCAGAGGCUAAUCAAGAAAAAGAAAGAAGUCCCCAGCCAGCAGCAAUUCUGUCUCACUCAAAGUCUCCCAGCAACGAAGGCGUCGAUUUUCCCAGGGAAGAUGAAAACCAACCUUCUGAUGCCCCGGGCCAGCCAGCAGCAGAGGUGCCACCUCUUGUCUAUAAUUGCAGCUGUUGUUCCAAAUCCUUUGACAGUAGCACUCUGCUCAGUGCCCACAUGCAGCUCCACAAGCCAACCCAGGAGCCUUUCGUGUGCAAGCUUUGCAACAAACAGUUCACCACCCUGAACAGACUGGAUAGGCACGAACAAAUCUGUGUGAGGUCAAGCCACAUGCCUAUGCCAGGAGGAAACCCACCCUUUUUAGAAAACUAUCCCACUAUUGGACAAAAUGGAAGCUCAUUCACAAGUCCGGACUCUUUGUUGUCUGAAAAUAGGAUUGGCGAAUUUUCCAGUACUGGAGAUAGCUUGCCAGACACAGACCACAUGGUGAAGUAUGUCAAUGGGCAGAUGCUCUACAGUUGCGUUGUGUGCAAACGCAGUUAUGUGACUUUAUCCAGCCUCCGAAGACAUGCAAAUGUUCACUCAUGGAGAAGAACAUAUCCUUGCCAUUACUGCAACAAAGUGUUUGCGCUGGCUGAGUACAGGACAAGACAUGAGAUUUGGCACACUGGAGAAAGGCGCUAUCAGUGCAUUUUCUGCCUUGAAACCUUUAUGACCUACUACAUACUAAAAAACCAUCAGAAGUCUUUCCAUGCCAUAGACCACAGACUUUCCAUCAGUAAGAAAACAGCAAACGGAGGUUUAAAGCCUACAGUCUAUCCAUAUAAGCUAUAUAGGCUCUUGCCUAUGAGAUGUAAGAGAGCACCUUAUAAAAGCUACCGAAAUUCCUCAUAUGAAAAUGCUCGCGAGAACAGUCAAAUGAAUGAGUCUGCGUCUGGUACCUAUGUUGUUCAGAAUCCGCAGAGCUCUGAAUUACCCACACUGAAUUUCCAAGAUGGUGGAAAUGCCUUGACCACCAGUCCUGCCAUCCCAAUGGAAACAUCUGCAUGUCAGGAGGCACCCACUUCUGCCAAGGCACACAGUGCAGAAGGUACCAAAUGGAAAAAGGAGGCACUGAAAACUGAUCUUGGUAGUAACUUUUACCCAACUGAGAUGUCGGUCUCCUCCUCUGCAAAUGCUGUCAGCUCCAACCUACAGACAGGGGAUGCCCCAGUUUCAUCUCUGAGCAAUGGCAGUGAGAACUUGGCCUCUGUGAUCAGCUACAGUGGCUCAGCACCCUCAGUCAUUGUGCACAGCAGCCAGUUUUCAUCAGUGAUCAUGCACAGUAAUGCCAUUGCUUCUCUGACCAAGAGCAACCACAAAGCCCCUUCAGACUCACCCAUCAGUCAGUCCCUGAAAGAUGACAGCAAGCCUGAGGUGGAUAAAGUGGGUAAGCUUGCCGGCAGACCCAAAAGCUUGAAGGAGAAAAGGAAAGCUCUUCCAUGUAACAGGGAAGAAAUACUAGAGGAGUCAAAACCUAUUACUGAGCCUGGAGGGUCUCUGAACAAAACCACAAAUCUUGUUGAAGAAACUAGUAAAAUUGAAACAUACAUUGCAAAACCUGCUCUGCCUGGAACCUCCACAAAUAGCAAUGUUGCACCUCUUUGCCAAAUAACAGUGAAAAUUGGGAAUGAAGCUAUCGUGAAAAGGCAUAUCCUUGGGUCUAAACUGUUUUACAAAAGAGGGAGAAGACCCAAAUAUCAAAUGCAGGAGGAAACAUUGCCUCAGGAGAGUGACCCAGAAACCCAUGGAGACAGCCCACUAGGGCUUUGCCAGUCUGAGUGUGUCGACAUGAGCGAACCAUUUGACGAUGCAAGUGACCAGGAUUCCACUGACAAGCCAUGGCGCCCUUACUACAACUACAAGCCCAAGAAGAAAUCCAAACAGUUGAGAAAAAUGAGGAAAGUCCAUUGGAGGAAAGAGCGUGGAAGCAGAAGCCCAAGCAGUAGGUGCAAAUACCCAGCCAAACUGGAUUGCGCUGAAGGAAAGCCACCUCCAGAUAAGGCCUUCGAGGAAGAAGAAAAUAAAGAGAUGCCCAAGCUGCAGUGUGAACUCUGUGAUGGUGACAGAGCAUCAGGGGCUGGAAACCAAGGCAAACCUCACCAACAUCUCACUUCCAAGCCUCACAUCUGCGAACUCUGUGCUAAGCAAUUCCAGAGCCCUUCCACACUCAAAAUGCACAUGAGGUGUCACACUGGGGAGAAGCCGUACCAAUGCAAGACCUGUGGGCGGUGCUUCUCAGUGCAAGGCAACUUACAGAAACAUGAACGCAUCCACCUGGGGGUGAAGGAGUUCAUCUGUCAGUAUUGCAACAAGGCGUUCACGUUGAACGAGACUCUCAAAAUCCAUGAAAGAAUCCACACUGGUGAAAAGCGUUACCACUGUCAGUACUGCCUUCAGGGAUUUUUGUAUCUUUCCACAAAAAGGAAUCACGAGCGGAGGCAUGUCCAGGAACAUGAUGGGAAAGGCUUUGCUUGCUUCCAGUGUCCCAAAAUAUGCAAAACGGCUGCCGCCCUCAGAAUGCACCAAAAGAAACACUUAUUCAAAAGCUCAAGUAGGUCAGAGAAAACAGAUGAUAUGUGCCAGGAGAACUCAGACCCGUUGGAGAGUCAGCACACGGAUUCAGAAGACAGUGACCAGAAGGACAGCACGCAACCAUUGUUGAAAAUGGCCUUUGAGUGACAACAGUUAGAAAACUCUUCAAAAAGUUAAGUUUGUGAUGAUUUUUUUAAGUUUAGUUUUGUUCACACACUAGUCAUGAAGGAGUGAAAAAAAAUUUGUUUCAUUUGUGAAAAAUCCAGAAAAAGGAUCCUAAUGCGUACUUUGGAUUUUAUUAUUCACUUCACACAAAGUGCACAAAAACAAAAUAGCUGACUCCGCUAACAUCCCAAGUAUUUUGUGAAAGUUAAUGUUCUUCACUGUGGUAUUUCUACCAGUGAAAAAGCAGCUGGGUUUUAGCCUACUUUAAAACAUCCUGGUAAACGCGCAUGAGAAAUAACUGCUGAGUCAUCUUUAGUCACUGGAGAAUGUAAGAGUCCAAUGUAUGAAGAUGGCAUCUUUGACGUGUUAAAUGAUAAACGAGCUAUGACAGUAUUUAUUCCCAUCUGGCCUCUGCACUAUUAAAUCUUUGUUUAAGUAAAUGGCUAUCCACGAAAUACUUAAUAAAAUACUGAAAAUAUGUAUGUAAUUCGUAACCUAAAGUAGGACAUUUAUAACAUUAUGUAGAACUACUUUUCUGCAGCAUAAGCCUUGUAAAAUACAUAUAUAAGUCACUAUACCUUUUACCUGUCCAUAUACCUUGUAGAGAAUUAUAAUGAGCAAUAGAUCUGCAAAUAAUGAGAGCUGGUUAAAAAUCAAAUAGAAAGCAUUUUGAAUAUGACUUACGAGCAUGUUUAUGCUUCUAGAUUUGGAAUGCUAUGCUGUUCUCUUAAAGUAUGGCUGAGCUGUUAUUAGAACUGGUCUACUCAAGUCACAGAAAGCAUAGAUCAUGCCUUAUCUUUGGGGAAAGACUUCCCAGAACUUACCUGAGAUUACCUAUGCUGAAUAAUCCUUUGCAGUGGCCUCACCUCAGAGAAUGAAGAAGGGUCAAAUUCUUCUGAAACUCUCUGCAGUCUUCCAGUCAUCCCAAGGCCAUGGAUGUCGGAGGCUAUUCCACACAGAUGUAAGGGGUCAAAUAAUCCUGAGGUCUCCCAUUCCUCUGAAGGAGUGUUCAGGAGAUUGAGUGCAAGACACAGCUCUGUGGUAGUGAAAUCUUAGGCACUUGAAAAUGACAGAAAGUCUAAUUCCUCUGUCGUACACCUCUUUGGAGAUUAUGCAGCCCACAGGUACAUACUAGUUUUGAAUAAAAGGACAACAGAAGCCCCCACACUUAUUAAUGACAUAGUGGGCAAGAGGAAGUGAUGACCUUCCUUGCCUCCAAUAACAGCUUUGUUCUUUAGGGGUUGGAAGAUAGAAUGUGGAGUAAUGAGGUUCUGUCCCUUACUCACACGACUCAGAAACACAUCCAUAAAGUCAGAUGCUUCGUCUUCAUGUUUGCAGACACCUAGCUCCCUUGCUAAAACUCCAUAUAAAUUUUUAAUCUUUUUAUACUGAAAAAAUACUGUCAAGAUUGCCCUUAAAAAAUCUAAUUGCCCUAUAGGAUCUUCUUUCACAUAAACUAGGUUCUUGGAAAGCUGGAAUUGAUGAUUCUUAGUUUUAAAACUGCCAGAAUAGGAAGGAGGGAGAACACCUUCCUACCCUUUGGUCAGCAGUAUGAACAAAAUUUAGAACUCAGUUCGAGUGGCCUUUGGCCGUUCAUGCUCGUUGGAUUUGGUAGAUGGAAACCCAAGGUUGGAAGGUUAUCCUUAUGAAGACGUAGCUCAAAAGACUCCAGUUUCUUGCAACAUGUGUUGUGAUGUCUCUGUGAAGAAGACUUAGUGUGGAUUUGGGCGGGCAAGAAAAACACCCAGAAAAGGACAUGAUCAAGUUGACCUUUUUAUACUGUAGUACUUUGCUGUUAAAUAACCCCAAUAUUGUAUCUGCAUUUAUCUUUUGUUCAUUGACUUUCACCUACAUACAGUAUUAUAUAGUAGAGAAAAAUGGGAAAAUGCAAGUGAAUUCAAGUAUAUUUUAUAUGUUGUAUAUAGGUACACCCGGACCACUCAUUCGGGUUGUGUUAAGGAGAUAGUCACAAAGGGCUUAUGAAAAUCACUUUUAAAUUAAUAAUUAGAGUAGUGAAUAAGCAAUCCUGUGAUCCACUCAUUUGUUUUAUCUCAGUUAUGAUUAUAAUGCAAUCAGUUAUGUAUUUUAGUUAUUUUGAUUUUUAACUACAAAUAUAAAACUAACACAUGUAAUGAUGUCUCCCAGCCCUCAUAUGUGGAUAUUUUUUAAGUGGACUUGUAUGCUGAUAAUUCUAGACCAAAGUAAAUAUGGCAGAAUAUUUAUACAUGAAAAAUAAUUUUGAAAAUAUUUUCUAUAACUGUAUUCAUUUAAAAUGUUAAUAGCUUGUGUUAGUUUCAGGGAGGGGUGUAUAUUUUGAUAAAAUACUUGACUUUGUAAUUCUGUAUAUUCUAUACAAUUUAUAGCAGAGCCGUUUUAAGACAACUGGUUACAUUUUUUUGUUGUUGUUGAUUGUGAAAAUGUUAUGAGUGAUGUUUAAAGUAUGCAUUGAGUACAUAAUGACC